CUAAAUUGCAAUAAUAUAAAUUUUAAAAUUGUACUUGUAAUUAUUGGAAUUAUAGUUAAUGUAAAUUGUAGUGCUGUUCACAAAAAAAGAUUUAAAAACGUUAUAACAUGCAUAGAUGAUGGAAAAUAUUACAGAAAUCCUAAAAGACCAGUACACAAGAUGUGGACCAAUUCUGAAUGUGCAAAGUAUUAUGUAUGCAUUGAGGACGAAGUUAUCGAAUUUACGUGUUCAGAGGGUUUGUUAUUUGAUGUUGUAAGACAAAUUUGUGAUUUUAAGCAAAAUGUCGACAACUGUGAUAUCACAGAAGAGGUAAAAAUUCCCAAACCCUUGCUUAAAAGUGCGAAAUGUGAUAAAAGGAAUAAACAAUUGGGUUGUGCAGAUGGCACAUGUUUACCUGGAGAAUAUUUUUGUGACGGAUCUGUUGACUGUCCAGACGGUUCUGAUGAAGGAUGGUGCGAUUCACAAAAAGAUCCAAAUACCCCCGACGAUUGCGAUUCUGUAAAAUGCAAAUUACCAUUUUGCCAUUGUUCAAAAGACGGGACAGAUAUACCUGGAAAUCUUAAUGUAAAACAAGUUCCACAAAUGAUUCUUCUUACAUUUGAUGAUUCAAUAAGUUUUGAUAACUGGGAAUUAUACUCAAAAGUUUUAUUGACACAAAAUCGUAAAAAUCCAAAUGGGUGUUCAAUUAAAGCAACAUUUUAUGUUUCACAUCAAUAUACAAAUUAUCAGUUUGUGCAGAAACUUUGGAACGAUGGUCAUGAAAUAGCUGUUCACUCUAUAACACAUCGAGAUUCUGGUACUUGGUGGUCUUAUAAUGCUACAAUUGAAGAUUGGUUCGAUGAAAUGGUCGGUCAAGCCAAUAUUCUUAAUAAGUUUGCAAACAUUCGUAUGAAUGAAAUACGUGGGAUGAGAGUGCCCUAUCAAAAAGUUGGGUGGAAUCGGCAAUUUUUAAUGAUGAAAGAAUUUGGUUUUGUUUAUGAUUCAUCUAUUGUUGCUCCAUAUUCCAAUCCGCCUUUAUGGCCUUAUACAAUGGACUUUAAAAUGCCACACUCGUGUUUAGGAGCGAAACAAAAUUGUCCAACUAGAAGUUACCCAGGUAUAUGGGAAAUGGUAAUCAAUCAAAUGGAAGGUGGAGAUUACACUUGCGGAACUAUCGACACUUGUCCACCUCAUUUUGAUGGGGAAGAUAUUUACAAAAUGUUAACACAUAACUUUAAAAGACACUAUCUUACUAAUAGAGCACCUUUUGGACUAUUUUUCGAAUCGACUUGGUUUAAAAAAAUUGUAUAUCUCAACGCAUUUUUGAAAUUCAUGGAAGAUAUAAGAAAACUACCAGAUGUUUACUUCGUAACAAAUUAUCAAGCUAUUCAGUGGAUUCGCAACCCGACUCCGAUUAAUGAACUUUACAGUUUCAAACAUUGGGGUUGCAGUGAUCCUAAAGUUCUACAUGAAAAUGAAUUGGCUUGUGAAGUACCAAAUAUCUGCAAACUUAACAGUAAAAUUUUGCAAGAGGAACGUUAUUUUCAUACUUGUACCGAAUGCCCACCGCAUUAUCCAUGGAUCAGAAAUGAAUUUGGGCUUUAUUAACAUUACGUUUUGAUGUUGUUUUGUAAUCUUACCUUAGUUAUUUAUUUUCAUUAUAAUAUACACAAAUUAUUUAUUUGCUUUUUAAAAA
Messenger RNA from Condylostylus longicornis, 1675 nucleotides. RefSeq names its product chitin deacetylase 1 (gene ChLD3). Bases 160 to 1587 code for a protein of 475 amino acids. Lineage: Eukaryota; Metazoa; Arthropoda; Insecta; Diptera; Dolichopodidae. The transcript has 7 exons. Gene Ontology annotation, cellular component: extracellular region. Gene Ontology annotation, molecular function: protein binding; chitin binding; hydrolase activity, acting on carbon-nitrogen (but not peptide) bonds. Gene Ontology annotation, biological process: carbohydrate metabolic process. The record is from RefSeq and is a predicted model, not a curated record.